UAGGUGGUGAGACACUGGCCAUGUUCUGUAGUGUCAUUUAUUUAGCAUCAAUGAUCGAAUCUGUCGCCCCGAACCCUGCGAGUGUCCAACGGCCUUGUCUCCCGCCACUCCCUGCUUCGACUUCGCAUUUUCGCUUCUCCAUCGAUUUCUCGACUUUGACAGUCGACUACAGUCCACUGGUAUGGCUAAAAUCGAACGCAUUGUAUUCUUGUCGCUGGUGCUCGAUCUGUUCGCCUUCACCAUUCCCUUGCCUCUCUUCCCUCGCAUCAUUGAAUGGUACACCAAGCGUGAGGCAUCCGAUCCCUCAGGCUUCCUCUCGCGCACGUUGCAUUUCGUGUCCACUGCACGCGGUCUUCUGUACAACCCGACAUCUAACCCACAGAAAUGGGACGUUGUGUUGUUGGGCGGGCUGAUGGGCUCGGUCUUCUCCAUGCUUCAGUGGUUUAUUUCCCCUCAUAUUGGAUCUCUGAGCGACAAGUAUGGUCGUAAGAGAGUGCUUCUCAUCACCAUGAUUGGAAACAUAUUGUCUGCGUUAAUAUGGGUCAAAUCAACAACGUUUGUGUCAUACAUGCUGUCGCGUGUCGUUGGUGGCCUGAGCGAAGGCAAUGUGCAACUGGCAAUUGCUAUACUGUCCGACGUCUCCACACCUGCGACGCGCGCAAAGGCUCUAGCUCACGUUGGUAUCGCAUUUGCCAUUUGCUUCUGUAUCGGCCCUCCCAUCGGUGCAUAUUUUGCAUCACGUCCUCUGCCUUCUUCGUUCACGGCCUCGGGAUUUGAAUUCAACGUCUAUGCUGCUCCGGCUGCGCUCACUCUAGCCCUCUUAAUUUUCGAGACGUUAUUUUUAGCUGUGGCACUGCCAGAGACUCGAGGCAAGAGAAUUCAGGUGCCGACGCCUGCUAGUGCACCACAAACCGGGAAGAUGGCGGAGAAGGAUAACCAUGAAGCAUCAGGUGCCGCUCCCAAAGCCAGUGUCGAGCAGCGCAUCAGCAUUCUAAAAGUGCUGCGGCGACUCCAUUUCCUAUUCCUGGGCGUCUUCUCCGGGGUGGAGUUCACGCUGACCUUUCUCACAUUCGACCUGUUCGACUGGAAUAACAGGCAGAACGGUACGCUCAUCGGCUCCAUCGGCAUCAUCAGUGCGCUCCUCCAGGGCGGAUAUGUUCGCCGCGCGAUCCCUAAAGUCGGCGAAGGCGCCAUGGCUCGCCGUGGAAUCUCGAGCUGCGCGCUCGGCCUCGUCCUUCUCACGCUCGUCCCACUGUUCGUGACGAAUCGUACCACGGUAGCGGUGAGGCUCCUGCAAGGCGCCGCAGUCUGCAUGGCGUUCACAUCUGCGACCGUCGUCAAUUCGCUCACCUCAUACGCCUCCCUCCAAUGCGACGACGGCGUCGACGAGGACACCGGCAAGCCCGUUGAGGAGCACCCGGAGCUGGCCAAGGGCAAGGCCCUAGGCCACUUCCGCUCAUCUGGUCAGUUGGGCCGGGCCAUCGGUCCAUUGCUCGCUUGCGCAUCCUACUGGACUUUCGGCCCGUCGGCAACAUAUGCCAUUAGUUCCGUGGCUAUGUUUGUGCUGUCGUUGAGCAUGGGCAACAUCGCCCGACGGAAGACUGUCUCUACACGCACCUAGCAGAUUAGUCAAACGUAUGUUGUCACGCCGGAGCAUCCUCCGUGGAUAUUUACGAAGCGUAAUUUUGAUAGUCGUCGCCGCGUUCUAUACGAAAUCAUUAAGCCGAUGCGACUGUUAGCGGGUUUUGGAAUGGGAGCACCAUGCAGAAGGAGGAUCUGAUCCUGAAGCCGAAUGUCUGAUCUUAUACCCGAUACAGUCGGUCAAACGUACCUGGGACUAAGCUGUUCUUGACUUCUUCAGGGCUCCCACCGGACGACCACGGGACUGAUCAUGAGAAAAAUGAGGGGUUGUUAGAUG
Molecule: messenger RNA, 1918 nt
Organism: Laetiporus sulphureus 93-53
Lineage: Eukaryota; Fungi; Basidiomycota; Agaricomycetes; Polyporales; Laetiporaceae
Product: MFS general substrate transporter
Exons: 10
Coding region: 182-1621 (479 amino acids)
Biological process (GO): transmembrane transport
Cellular component (GO): brush border membrane
Molecular function (GO): transmembrane transporter activity
Source: RefSeq, a predicted model, not a curated record